AUGGAUGUGAAUACUCCCCUUAUGGCUCAGGACCACAAUGAGAUGGAGGCUGCAAUUCACAAGCUGCAUGCCUUUCUCGACCGCUUGAAGGGCCUGUUGAAGCAGAACAAGCGUAAACAGGCCUGUCUGGCAGCUGAUCAUUCUCUGGUUGCGGUUCGAGAGUCGCUGACAGAAGAGAGUAUGCGCGAGAGACAGUUGACCAUUCAACUUGAUGCAAUGAGAGCUGAACAAGUUCAGAUCGAGAAGCAGAUAGUGGAGUGCGAAGCUGCUCUUACCAGUGUGGAGGAGAGUCUUCCCAGCUCUCCUGAGGAGAAUGUCCUCAAACUGGUGCCACACUUUUUGAAUUACAAAAAGGAGUCUCUACCUUUGGUUCCUGGCAGGCAUAUCCCUAUAAAUCAGUGCCAGGUCUUCCCGAGUUCCUAG
This is a messenger RNA of Linnemannia hyalina, 423 nucleotides long. NCBI's taxonomy places the organism in Eukaryota, Fungi, Mortierellomycota, Mortierellomycetes, Mortierellales, Mortierellaceae. The record is from the annotation of a GenBank genome assembly.